AGUCAUAUUCCUCCAAAUUCCUCCGAUAAUUGAUAAUGGAAAACCUGGCUUGCACUGUCGGUCAAAGUCUUAUUUCUUAUACUAUGGAUCUUCUCUUUGACAAAUUAAUCUCCUGUGAGGUGAUCAGUUUUGCUCGCAGAGGAAAACUCUACUCUGAAAUCAACAACCUCCGGAACAUUCUGCUCAAGAUCCAAGCCGUUCUGGAUGAUGCUGAGGAGAAGCAAAUUUCUGAUCGGUCGGUCAGGAUCUGGCUGGACGAUAUCAGGGAUUUGGCCUACGAUUUGGAAGACUUGUUAGAUGAGUUUGCUACUGAAAGUUUGCGGCAAAACUUGAUGAGAGAUUCUCAGCUCAUGAAAACCAAGGUACCGCACAUAAUUUUUUCGUUCAUUUUGAAUAUGAAAAUGGGUCUCAAGAUUAAGAAAAUAGCUGAAAGAUUUCAAGUUAUGGUGAAUGAAAAAGAUAACCUCAGGUUGAAAGAAAUUGGGGUUUUUAAUCCAGGGAGGGUUAGUUUAAUCAAAGAAAUUUUGCCAUCUACUUCUUUAGUUAUUGAAUCUCGUGUUUACGGUAGAGAAAAAGAUAAAGAGAAGAUUGUUGGGAUGCUGAUGAAGAAUGAAAAUGGAGGUGGUAGUGGUGGUGAUGAUGUUUGUUUGAUCUGUAUUAUUGGUAUGGGUGGGGUUGGCAAAACAACUCUCGCCCAGCUUGUUUAUAAUGAUUGUAGAAUUAAUGAGUAUUUUGAUUUGAAAGCUUGGGUUUGUGUGUCUUAUGAAUUUGAUGUUGUAAGGAUAACAAGGACAAUUUUAGAAGCAAUCACUAAUGAGAUUUUCAAUUCAAGUGAUUUAAACUCACUUCAAGUAAAGUUGAAAGCGAGUUUAUCUGGGAAAAAAUAUCUGAUCGUGUUGGAUGACGUUUGGAAUGAGAAUUACCUACUCUGGGAUGCUCUAAGAAGUCCCUUUUUACCAGGGGAUGUUGGAAGCAAAAUAAUUGUUACAACUCGUAAUGAUGGUGUUGCACAAGUUAUGGGAGCUGUUGAGAUUUACCGCGUAAAUUUGUUGUGUGAUGGUGAUUGUUUUUCUUUAUUUACACAACUAGCAUUGGGACGUAGAAAUCUUGAUGAGCAGCGAGAACUUAAAGAGAUUGGUGAGGAGAUAGUGAGAAAAUUUCAGGGGUUGCCAUUGGCAGCAAAAGUCAUGGGAGGCCUAUUGCAGAACAAAUUUGAUCGUGGUGAAUGGGAAGCUGUUUUGAAUAGCAGGAUGUGGGAUUUUCCAGAACAGAAAAUUGGCAUUCUUCCAGCUUUGAGAAGGCUUUUCUCCUACACCAAAGGGGAAAGAAACUAGUGGAAGAUGUGGGAGGCCAUUAUUUUAAUGAAUUAUUGGCAAGGUCAUUUUUUGAACGAUCUAAGAGCAAGGAAUCGCUGUUUGUUAUGCAUGACCUUAUAAAUGAUUUGGCAAAAUCUGUUGCGAAAGACAUA
Molecule: messenger RNA, 1468 nt
Organism: Pistacia vera
Lineage: Eukaryota; Viridiplantae; Streptophyta; Magnoliopsida; Sapindales; Anacardiaceae
Product: putative disease resistance RPP13-like protein 1
Exons: 2
Coding region: 36-1334 (432 amino acids)
Biological process (GO): defense response to other organism
Molecular function (GO): ADP binding
Source: RefSeq, a predicted model, not a curated record